CCGCCGCUGCCGCCCCUCACGCACCGCCCAGUGUGCUCGGCUGCCCUCGAGGAGCGGCCCCGGGUCUCCCGGGGCCUCGGAGCGGAGCUGCCGCCCGCCGAGAUGAGCGAGGAGGAGGACUAUUACCUGGAGCUGUGCGAGCGGCCGGUGCACUUCGAAAAGGCGAAUCCCGUGAACUGCGUCUUUUUCGAUGAGGCCAACAAGCAGGUUUUUGCCGUCCGAUCUGGUGGGGCUACUGGAGUGGUCGUUAAAGGACCAGAGGAUAGGAAUCCCAUCUCAUUUAGGAUGGAAGACAAAGGGGAAGUGAAAUGUAUCAAGUUCUCCUUGGGAAAUAAAAUAUUGGCUGUUCAAAGAACCUCAAAGACUGUGGAUUUUUUGAACUUUAUCCCUGAUUGUCCUCAACUGGAAUACACACAAGAAUGCAAGACGAAGAAUGCCAACAUACUAGGAUUCUGCUGGACCAGUUCUACUGAAAUAGUCUUCAUAACAGAUCAAGGAAUUGAAUUUUAUCAGGUCUUACCAGAGAAACGAAGCUUGAAACUACUGAAAAGUCAGAAUAUCAAUGUAAAUUGGUACAUGUCUUGUCCUGAGAGUUCAGUCAUUUUGCUGUCUACCACUGUCCUUGGAAAUGUUCUCCAGCCUUUUUAUUUCCGAGCUGGAACUAUGUCGAAGCUAUCCAAGUUUGAAAUUGAAUUGCCAGCAGCACCUAAGUCAACUAAACUCAGCCUUUCUGAAAGAGAUAUUGCAAUGGCUACAAUCUACGGGCAGCUCCAUGUACUCUUCCUGAGGCAUCACUCCCGGACCUCAAACAGUGCUGGUGCAGAGGUCGUGCUUUAUCACCUGCCACGAGAAGGUGUCUGUAAAAAGACCCAUAUUUUGAAGCUGAAUAGAACAGGGAAGUUUGCAUUGAAUGUGGUGGAUAACCUGGUGGUGGUUCAUCAUCAGGAUACAGAGACAUCUGUAAUAUUUGACAUCAAGUUAAGAGGAGAAUUUGAUGGCACAAUUACCCUCCAUCACCCUGUACUUCCAGCUCGAUCAAUACAGCCCUAUCAGAUUCCUAUGGCAGGUCCUGCUUCUGUGACCAGCCAGUCUCCUGUUCCCUGUAAACUCUAUUCAUCAUCCUGGAUCGUCUUUCAGCCUGACAUCAUCAUCAGUGCAAGUCAAGGUUACCUCUGGACUCUUCAGGUAAAACUUCAGCCUGUAGUAAAUCUCUUGCUAGAUAAAGGAAGGCUGAUGGACUUUCUUCUCCAGAGAAAGGACUGCAAGAUGGUCAUUUUGUCUGUCUGUUCACAGAUGUUAAGUGAAUCAGACAGAGGAACGUUGCCUGUGAUUGCCACUGUUUUUGAUAAACUCAAUCAUGAGUAUAAAAAGUAUUUGGAAGCUGAGCAGAGUUACACUAUGGUAAGUAGUGGAAACGGGCAGAGCCGAAGCAAUCCCCUUCUGAAAAGACCUGUUCGGACCCAAGCUGUCAUUGAUCAGUCUGAUAUGUACACUCAUGUUCUCUCGGUAUUCACAGAAAAGAAGGAGAUACCGCAUAAGUUUGUGAUAGCAGUCCUGAUGGAAUAUAUUCGCUCUCUCAACCAGUUUCAGAUCCCUGUUCAGCAUUACCUACAUGAACUUGUCAUCAAGACACUUGUUCAGCACAACCUCUUUUACAUGCUCCAUCAGUUCCUGCAGUACCAUGUCCUCAGUGACUCAAAGCCUUUGGCUUGUCUGUUGUUGUCCCUAGAGAGUAUUUAUCCCCCUGCUCAUCAGUUGUCUCUGGACAUGCUAAAGAGGCUUUCCACGGCCAAUGAUGAAAUAGUAGAAGUUCUUCUUUCUAAGCACCAGGUGUUAGCUGCCCUAAGGUUUAUCCGAGGUAUUGGGGGACAUGACAGCAUCUCUGCUCGAAAGUUUCUGGAUGCUGCAAAACAAACUGAAGAUAACAUGCUUUUCUAUACCAUAUUCCGCUUUUUUGAACAACGAAAUCAGCGUUUACGAGGGAGCCCACAUUUUACGCCAGGAGAACACUGUGAUGAACAUGUUGCUUUUUUCAAACAGGUUUUCGGAGACCAAGCUCUAAUGAAGCCUACAACUUUUUGAAUUCAUUUGCUAGUUUUUACAAAAAUUGUACAAAGUUAAUUUAUUGCAUUAAUAAAGCUCUUUGAACUACAAAA
Molecule: messenger RNA, 2156 nt
Organism: Phascolarctos cinereus (koala)
Lineage: Eukaryota; Metazoa; Chordata; Mammalia; Diprotodontia; Phascolarctidae
Gene: RMC1
Product: regulator of MON1-CCZ1
Biological process (GO): regulation of autophagy
Cellular component (GO): late endosome membrane; Mon1-Ccz1 complex; lysosomal membrane
Molecular function (GO): protein binding
Source: RefSeq, a predicted model, not a curated record